Messenger RNA from Leptinotarsa decemlineata (Colorado potato beetle), 2227 nucleotides. It is a transcript of the gene hlk, whose product is annotated as hulk. The record is from RefSeq and is a predicted model, not a curated record. Lineage: Eukaryota; Metazoa; Arthropoda; Insecta; Coleoptera; Chrysomelidae.
AUGACGACACCUGCGAGCAGUGUGUCACAAUCCUCGAAGAACUAGAAAACAUCGACGACGAUUGCGAAAGACACGGCAUCAAAUUCGUCAAAACACAAGAUCUCAGGAUAGCUGAGCAGUACGGAGCGACAGACUACCCGGUGCUGAUGUACUUCGAAAACGGCAUCGGGGGAGUUUUCGAAGGCGAUCUCGAAGAAGAGGAGGAGGUACUUCAGUGGCUGAUCCAACAGAGGACCGAAGACAGGAUAGAACUGAUCACGCGCGUCAUGCUGGAGAAGAUGGUGGAAGACACGCAGUACCUGGCCGUCUACUUCUACAAGCAGAACUGCCACAUCUGCGAGGAGAUUCUCGAGGAGUUGGAGCAGGUGGACGACGAAUGCGACGUGUACGGGAUCCACCUGGUGCGGAUACAAGAUCCGCAGCUGGCCAAGAGAUACAGCAUCAAAACGUUCCCCGCUCUGGUGUAUUUCCGGAACGGGAAUCCGUUGUUGUUCGAGGGGGACUUGCAGAAUGAGCAGUCGGUGUUGGAAUGGUUGAUAGACGAUGACAACAGGGAGCUGGAGGAUCAGAUCGAGUCGGUCAACGAGAGGAUGUUGAGUAGGCUCUUGAACGAGUCUCCGUUUCUGGCAGUUUUCUUUUACGAUGAAGACUGUCCAGAAUGCGAUAACAUCCUAGAAAAUCUGGAAGAAAUAGACGGUGAAGCAGAUUUAUUUGGAAUCGACUUCGUUAAGAUUUGUAGCGCGAACGCAGCGGCUGAACAAGGUUUGCAUACUCUCCCAGCUCUGAUGUACUUCCGAAAGAAGAAACCAAUGGUGUAUGACGGAGAUUUGACACAGGCAGAUAGAGUGCUUGACUGGUUAACAUCUCAAGACGUGUUCGAAAUCAAAAACGAAAUUGAAGAAGUUAAUAAGAAGAUGUUGGAGAAGCUUCUGGAAGAAAAUGAAUAUGUUACAGUAUUCUUUUAUGAAAUCAAUUCAGAAGACAGCAAAUCCAUACUGGAAAAACUGGAGAACAUAGACAGUGAAACAGACAACUUCGACAUUACUUUCGUCAAGAUGGCGGACGCAAGAUACGCAAGAAAAUGGGGCGUUACCAAUCUACCCGCGAUAGUUUAUUUCAGACGACGAUUCCCGAGUAUAUACAGAGGAGAUCUACAUUCCGAGGCCGACGUAUUGGAAUGGUUGAGAAAAAACCGUUUCCGCCAACCGGAACUCAACCUCUUUAUGUAUGCCCUUAUGGCAAUUAUUGUCGCAUUUAUCAUAUACACGGCGUUCCUACUUCAAUGCUUCAAAACUACACCAACGACCACAGUUGUGACGCAUACGAAGCAGAGUUAAUGAUUAGAAACAAAUUUCCAAAAUGAGGCACUCCCUUCUCGUGGAGGCACAUUAGCACCAUCAUCAGGGAUAAGACGAUGUUGACAAUAACUAAAUAUUGACUGUAACUAAAAGGAUUCUCAUAGUUCCUUGAUCACUCGUGAUAGUGGAACCCAGAGGUGAAACUGUGAAUUAAAAAUAACUUUUAGAAUAUUCAUACUCAAUCCGUUAAUGGUAAUUUUAAUUAUUGUCAACUCAAUGUAAAACAAUUCUCCCAUAUGCUGGACUUUCAGUUUUUGUUCUGCCGUUGUGAAAUUUAUGAUUUCAAGUCUAAGAUUCUCUUUUCGAAAGAUUUUUGAAUUCAGACAUUUCUGUACGGCAGAAAUAUUUUUCCAUUUUUGUGUAUUUAUUUCCUCAAUAAAUAUGAAGUUUGUCCAGAAAUUUUACUAUCAAAGAAGAAUGAAUGCCAUACUUGUUUCUUUUUUAGUAUAACUUUGUAGGUCGUUUCAUAUAAACGUGAAUUGAAAAGAAUUUUCAGCUUAGUUGGUGGCGUACAUAAUUUCCCAUAUUUCAUUAAUAUAGUUAUACAAAUAUCUAGAAGAAUGAGUUUGCCUUCGAUUCGAUAUGUUGAGUGGAAAAGUUAUUAGUUUUUGUUCAUUUCAAUAAAAUAUUUAGUAUUUAGAAAAUACUCCUUAAGUAGGUACUGAUAUUCAUCACUGAAUGGAUUACAUAAUCCUGGACCAAGUUUCAAACAAUCAUCAACUCCGAAGUGUUCAUCAGUAAAAACGUAAAUUAUGUUGUUUACAUACAUUAUACAAUCAUUCCCAAAGACUAAAGAGCAUGUACGUUGUGCAAAUACAAGAAUGAAAUAAAGGAAUGUAAAUCUUGUAAAUAAAACUGUAAAUACCACA